Penicillium waksmanii is the source of this 2823-nucleotide messenger RNA. RefSeq names its product M1 family metallopeptidase. The transcript has 3 exons. The coding region runs from base 1 to 2823 and encodes 940 amino acids. Gene Ontology annotation, molecular function: zinc ion binding; peptide binding; metalloaminopeptidase activity. Gene Ontology annotation, biological process: peptide catabolic process; proteolysis. Gene Ontology annotation, cellular component: cytoplasm. NCBI's taxonomy places the organism in Eukaryota, Fungi, Ascomycota, Eurotiomycetes, Eurotiales, Aspergillaceae. The record is from RefSeq and is a predicted model, not a curated record.
AUGCGCCGAUUCUCCACGCGUGCAUUGCUUCAAGCAAGACCGCCGCUUCUCUCCGCCAGAUCUGCUUCUCCCCUCCCCUCUUUUCUAUCCGCCCCUCGUUCUGCUUCUACGCCUGCUCCGAGACCACCUCGUCGUCCUCGCUCUCCUCUCUCUCAAACUUCCAAGCGCUAUUGUUCCUACCGCAGAAUGUGCAGCUCUCGACGUGGCGAGGUCUCCGGCUCGACCAAUGUCCAGGGCCGUGAGGUCCUGCCCACCAACGUCAAGCCGGUGCACUAUGACCUAACCCUCGAGCCGAACUUUGAGAAAUUCACUUACGAGGGAUCUGUUGUCAUUGAUCUCCAUGUGAACGAGGACACCGACUUCGUCUCCCUCAACUCCAACCAGAUUGAUAUUCACAGCGCCGUUAUCUCCUCGCAGGGCUCCAUUGUUGAAUCCAAGCCUGAAAUCUCCCUCAACGACGAUGCUCAGACCGCCACAAUUAAGUUCAGCCAGGCUCUCGCCGCGGGGUCCGAUGCCCAGCUGAAGCUCACCUUCACUGGUAUCCUGAAUGACAACAUGGCCGGUUUCUAUCGCUCGUCGUACAAGGAGAAUGGAGAGACCAAGUAUAUUGCCUCCACCCAGAUGGAGCCUACCGAUGCCCGCCGGGCCUUCCCUUGCUUCGAUGAGCCUGCGCUGAAGGCCAAAUUCACAGUGACCCUGGUCGCGGACAAGAGCAUGACUUGUCUGAGUAACAUGGAUGUCUCCAGCGAGACCGACGUUCAAGGUAGCUCCAAGAAAGCUGUUAAAUUCAACACUACCCCCGAUAUGUCCACUUACCUGGUUGCUUUCAUUGUUGGACACCUUAACUAUGUCGAGACCAAGAACUUCCGCGUCCCCGUUCGUGUGUAUGCUACCCCCGACCAGGACAUCGAACACGGUCGUUUCUCUCUGGAGCUCGCUGCCAAGACUCUGGCCUUUUACGAGAAGGCCUUUGACAGCGACUUCCCGCUGCCGAAGAUGGACAUGGUGGCAGUGCCCGACUUCAGCGCGGGAGCCAUGGAGAACUGGGGUCUUAUCACCUACCGAAUCGUCGAUGUGCUGCUGGAUGAGAAGACCAGUGGUGCUUCGCGCAAGGAGCGUAUCGCCGAGACCGUUCAGCACGAACUGGCUCACCAGUGGUUUGGUAACCUGGUGACCAUGGACUUUUGGGAUGGCCUGUGGCUCAACGAGGGUUUCGCAACCUGGAUGUCUUGGUACUCUUGCAACGUUUUCUAUCCCGAGUGGAAGGUCUGGCAGACCUACGUUAUCGACAAUCUGCAGGGUGCCCUUUCUCUGGACUCCCUUCGUUCCAGUCAUCCCAUCGAGGUGCCUGUCAAGCGCGCCGAUGAAAUCAACCAGAUUUUCGAUGCCAUCUCCUACUCCAAGGGUUCUUCCGUACUCCGCAUGAUCUCCAAGUAUCUCGGUGAGGAUGUCUUCCUGCAGGGUGUCCGCAACUACAUCAAGAAACACGCCUACGGUAACACUGAGACUGGUGAUCUGUGGUCUGCCCUUGCCGAUGCAAGCGGUAAGCCCGUACAGUCUGUCAUGGACAUCUGGACCAAGAACGUUGGAUUCCCUGUCAUCGGUGUCACUGAGAACCCCAGUUCUUCCUCCAUCACCCUGAAGCAGAACCGCUUCCUGCGCACCGGUGAUGUCAAGCCGGAGGAGGACAAGGUCCUCUUCCCCUGCAUGCUGGGCCUGCGCACCAAGGAUGGCGUCAACGAGAAUACCAUGCUGACCGAGCGCGAGGCUGAGUUCAAGGUUCCCGACCUGGACUUUUUCAAGGUCAAUGCCGAUCAUUCCGGUAUCUACCGCACCUCCUACACCCCUGAGCGCCUCACCAAGCUCGGCAAGGCUGCGCGUGAUGGCCUGCUGUCCGUCGAGGAUCGCGCUGGUAUGAUCGCUGACUCCGGUGCCCUGGCUGCCUCUGGCUACCAGAAGACUUCUGGUAUGCUGUCGCUGCUUCAGGGGCUUGACACCGAGUCGGAGUUCGUUGUCUGGAACGAGAUCUUGACCCGUAUCGGUACCCUCCGUGCCGCGUGGAUGUUUGAGGACAGCAAGACCAAGGACGCCCUCAAGGCUUUCCAGCGUUCGCUUGUCUCUUCCAAGGCCCACGAGCUUGGCUGGGACUUCUCCGAGAAGGAUGACCACAUCCUGCAGCAGUUCAAGGCCCUCAUGUUCGGCUCUGCCGGUAUGGCCGAGGAUCCCAUUGUUAUCAAGGCUGCCCAGGAUAUGUUUGCCCGCUUUGCCGCCGGUGACCUCUCUGCCAUCCACCCUAACAUCCGUGGCAGUGUCUUCACUAUCGUGCUGAAGCACGGUGGUGUCAAGGAAUACGAUGUUGUCCUGGACCGCUUCCACAACGCCGCGACCUCGGACGAGAAGACCACUGCCCUGCGUUGCCUGGGUUCUGCUCCAGACCCUGCACUCAUCAAGCGCACCCUCGGCCUGGCCAUGGGUGACGAGGUCAAGAACCAGGAUAUCUACAUGCCCCUUAGCGGUCUCCGCAACCACCAGGCCGGCAUCGAGACCCGCUGGUCCUGGCUGAAGGAAAACUGGGACUCUAUCUACCAGCGUCUACCUCCCUCCCUCGGCAUGCUGGGAACUGUUGUCCAACUCACUACUUCCAGCUUCAGCACCGAGGCCCAGCUGAACGAUGUCAAGGCAUUCUUCGAUGCCAAGGACACCAAGGGCUACGACCGUGCCGUAGAGCAAAGCCUCGACGCCAUCCGCGCUAAGGUCAACUGGAUCGGCCGUGACCGCGAUGAUGUCGAAACCUGGUUGAGCAAGAACCAAAGCAAGCUGUAG